Molecule: messenger RNA, 486 nt
Organism: Babesia ovata
Lineage: Eukaryota; Apicomplexa; Aconoidasida; Piroplasmida; Babesiidae
Product: multidrug transporter, putative
Exons: 1
Coding region: 1-486 (161 amino acids)
Source: RefSeq, a predicted model, not a curated record
AUGCUCUUCAGGAAGCUUCACUUUCUCAGCUGCUGGACCACUCGGCUGACCUGGCGGAUCAUCCUCCCCGAUGUGCUCGUCAACUUGCUUCUUGAGAGUGUCUUCGAGAUUUUUUGUAAUUUGUUCGUGAGCUUGGUGAAACGUCUUCAUUUUCUCAUUCAGGUUAAUUUGACUUGGCACACUACUGCCAUCAGCAACUAUGUCAGCCGCCUUGGUGAUGGCCGUCUGGGCCGCCUGCUUGAUCUGCUCUUCGGCGGCUUGGUGGAAAGAGGUGACGGCUCCGUCAAGCUUGUUGACAGCUUCUUGAAGCUCUUUCUUGACUUUCUUAAAAUUGGCGUCAAGCCUCCCAACCUCACUACUUACAUCAGCCAACCUACUGUCCACGGCUUUGGCGGGGCUAACAUUUGGGUCGGGGCCGGCGAUGCCGGGUUUGGCAGUCGCCGCUUGAAGCUGACCGUCAAGCUCUUCAGUUGUCUUUUCGCUUGA